Messenger RNA from Pochonia chlamydosporia 170, 366 nucleotides. RefSeq lists its product as hypothetical. The transcript has a single exon. NCBI's taxonomy places the organism in Eukaryota, Fungi, Ascomycota, Sordariomycetes, Hypocreales, Clavicipitaceae. The record is from RefSeq and is a predicted model, not a curated record. The coding region runs from base 1 to 366 and encodes 121 amino acids.
AUGCUGUGCAACCUGCGGUGGCUGUCGAGAGGUGUUCAUUUGAGGAAACUCAUCACGCGACACUCUUCGCCGCUAAUUUUGAAUGGACAUGAAUGGAUAUAUCUGGGAACGUUCAUAGCGGCAAGUGACUCCGUCGUUAUGCUUCUCAACUCAAGCGCAACAGAGCAGUCGUUUGCAAGUGGAUACGAACCCCGAAUGCUUUGGGAAGCAUGGCUUAGCCGUGUCGUUGCGUUCUUGGUGGAUUCUCAUGGAACAGAAUGGCCCUGCGUCAAAGUGAAGAAUCUAGAUCUUAGGCACCUUUCGAACCACUUAGUUCAAGGCUGCAUUGGCCGGGCAUUUGGUUGCCUCGGUACAUUUCCGUUGUGA